AAAGUCAAUCAGAUUUUUUUUUCUUAUUUUUAUUUAGAAAAAAUUAUAUAUCAAAAAAUACUGAAUUUUAAAACAUUUUGUAAAACGUUUUUAAUGACAGAUACCUACUCUUAUUGGCUGGAAGAAGCGAAAGCUUAUGAACGGAAUGACGCAGACAUGGAGGCAAUGUUUACUUUGAAUCAUCUAUCCCAGUACAUUGGAAAUAUGAAAUCCAAAAAUAAAGCCAAACUAUCGAAACCCAAAAGUGCCGGUCGGCUAUUAGGUCAGGAAGAAAUACAGGAGGAAGAUAUAGUAGAUUUCAUUGAGGAGAGGGAACAUGAAAAAGAGAUGGAGGAAGGAAGCGUGGAGAAAAAUCAAGAGGAGAUUUCGGGCAAGAGAGAUGAAGAAGAGGAGAACAUAGCUCCUGAAGAUGAGGUAGAAUCAAGAGAUUCGGCAAUACAAGAUAUGUAUUGCCGUUAAGAUGUUAAUACGUUAUUCGUUAAAAACACGACUCAUGCUGAUCUGUGAUGUGAACAAAGCAAUUGUAAAUUGCACAAUAAUGUAUUACCAAAAUGUAGGUAGCAAUAUGUGU
Messenger RNA from Leptopilina boulardi, 571 nucleotides. RefSeq lists its product as uncharacterized. The record is from RefSeq and is a predicted model, not a curated record. Bases 94 to 459 code for a protein of 121 amino acids. NCBI's taxonomy places the organism in Eukaryota, Metazoa, Arthropoda, Insecta, Hymenoptera, Figitidae. The transcript is spliced from 2 exons.